Molecule: messenger RNA, 587 nt
Organism: Dictyostelium purpureum
Lineage: Eukaryota; Evosea; Eumycetozoa; Dictyosteliales; Dictyosteliaceae
Exons: 1
Coding region: 7-507 (166 amino acids)
Source: RefSeq, a predicted model, not a curated record
AAAAAAAUGAAACUAUUUUAUUUACUAAUUAUUUUUUUUAUAUUUAUUACUUCAGGUGAUUCAUUUUCAUUAAAUAAAAGAGUUGGUACAACUGGAUAUAAAUGGGAAAAGGUUGCAACUUCAAAAGAUGGGAAAACUAUAAAUUUUUCAACAUCAAUUAAAAAAACAGAUACCUUUCAAUUUAGAAUAGAUAGAGAUGAUUAUGAAACUAUUUAUAAUGACUUGUAUGUAAAUGUAACAAUGGCAAAUAAAAAUCAAUUCAUGUAUUUCAAUACCUAUUAUAGUAUUAGCGAAAUAGCCACUAAAAAGAGUGAUCCAACAAGUUCCCCAGGAUAUGCACCACUUUGGUACUCAAGUUGUGGUUCUAAUGAAGUCUACUUCACCCUAAACCCUAAUAACACUAUUGUUCCCCCAUUUAAAAACCCAGACUCUGCCAACAUUAAUGUUUUAGUUUCAAUUAAGGAAACCGUUAAUUUAUGUAAACAAUUUGUAAAUAAUAGUCCAUAAACAAUAACUGGAAAUUAAAAACCCUAAAUAAAGGUUUUAUACACAAAAAAUACACUAUCUUUUUUUUUAAAAUUAAAUAU